Molecule: messenger RNA, 5035 nt
Organism: Lineus longissimus
Lineage: Eukaryota; Metazoa; Nemertea; Pilidiophora; Heteronemertea; Lineidae
Product: polypeptide N-acetylgalactosaminyltransferase 5-like
Exons: 13
Coding region: 316-2337 (673 amino acids)
Biological process (GO): protein O-linked glycosylation
Cellular component (GO): Golgi apparatus
Molecular function (GO): polypeptide N-acetylgalactosaminyltransferase activity
Source: RefSeq, a predicted model, not a curated record
UGACCAUUCCUGUUCUAAGGGAUAUUAGUGACUGACCUAUAGUGGCCGGUGUACCGCUGUGACCAUUCGUGUUCUGAGGAAUAUCGUAAUUUGUAGUGAAUAUUUCUUGUUGAUGGAUGUUCAUGUAAUGAUACAAUAGCUAAGGAGAUUUUUGAUCAGAACUUUUAUUCCAAUAAAACUUGGAAUUAUGCAAAGAGAUCACCGAUGACGAAAGGACUACGAAGUUGACACCAAGCGACCCCUAGAUCACAAGCAAUUGCCAACGAAUAUAUGUUUAUUUUUAUCGGCGGAGAUUGAAAACGGAGAUACACAAUCAUGGGAUUAUUCUCGCGGCGUCGGAGCCUCAUUUUCAAAUUGCUCGUGCUCAUUCCGGCGAUCUGGUUCUGUAGUGUGGUGCUGUUUACGUUCAGAGACUCACAGGAGGCGCCACAAGGGCCACCCGGUGCUAUCAAACGACAAUAUCGCGAUAAACCUGCUCAAGUAGACCCCAAUAAAGACGUCUUGGAUAACCCGCUCAAAGUUCAUGGCCUUUUUGAUAAAACAAAAUUGGAUACAAACCUAGUGAUACCGCCCAAAAAAGAUGAAAAUAUAUUGAAUAAAAAUGAACGUGACCUUCAAGGUCGUCAUGACUUGAACAUUGACCAGGGUCAAGGUCGUCCCCUUGGCCCAGCCCAAGGUCAAGGUAAACCUGCUGAUGUUGUACAUAUGGAGGGAGAGAAAGGCAUCUUGGCACUGCCGGAAAAAUAUAAAGUGGAUCCGAAUGCACCUGGUGAAAAUGGGAAAGGCGUCUUCAUCGAUCCAAACAAACUAUCGCCGGAGGAGAGAAAAAAAUACGACGACGGUUGGAAGAAAAACGCUUACAACCAAUAUGUGGCAGACAUGAUAUCGUUGCAUCGUUCGUUACCUGAUGUCAGGGAUCCACUAUGUAAAGAUGUAAAAUAUCACGAUAAUCUUCCCGAUACGAGCGUCAUCAUCUGUUUCCAUAAUGAGGCUUGGUCCGUUCUGCUCCGCACAGUCCACAGCGUGUUAGAUAGGUCGCCACCGCAUCUUAUCAAGGAGGUUAUUUUAGUUGACGAUUUCUCCAACAUGCCACACACGAAGGACCCCUUAGAUGAGUAUGUGGCCAAGUUAGGCAAGGUCAAGGUACUACGUAUGAAGAAACGCGAGGGGUUAAUCCGAGCCAGGCUGUUUGGGGCUGCUGCUGCCACAGGCACUGUACUGACAUAUCUCGAUUCGCAUUGCGAGUGUGCAGAAGGCUGGUUGGAACCUAUUCUCGAUCGUAUUGCAAUGAAUGAAACGAAUGUCGUUACACCAAAUAUUGAAAUAAUCUACGAACACGAUUUUCAUUAUACGGGAACUCGGAACCAUCGCGCGGUACAGGUCGGCCGAUUUCAACUCAAAGACUUGACAUUCAAUUGGAUGAGUCCGCAAAAAUCGAGUCAGAAAUAUCGGAAGAAUCAUGUUGAUGCGUUGCGGUCGCCUACAAUGGCCGGUGGUUUGUUCGCCAUCCAUAAAGGAUUCUUUGAGCGCCUCGGCACUUACGAUGCUGGCAUGGAUAUAUGGGGCGGAGAGAAUCUAGAGUUGUCGUUCAAGAUCUGGAUGUGCGGUGGUACGCUGGAGAUCAUUCCCUGCUCUCACGUCGGCCAUGUCUUCCGUAAACGUAGUCCGUAUUCCUGGGGGACCGGCGGCAACGUCCUCAAGAGAAAUUCGAUACGAGUCGCAGAGGUGUGGAUGGAUGAGUAUAAGAAAUACUAUUAUGAGAGGAUUAAUUACGAUUUGGGUGAUUUUGGUGACGUUUCGGCCCGCAAGGCUCUACGUAAGAAGCUGGGAUGUAAGAGUUUCGAUUGGUACGUGAAGAACAUCUACCCAGAAUUAUUCAUUCCAGGCGAGUCUUUAGCUAAAGGAGAGGUUCGCAACAAAGCUCAAGCAAUGUGUUUAGAUUCAAGUGUGGACAAUAUGGGCAGCGGCCUUAAGCUCAAAUCCUGGCCGUGUCACAACCAAGGUGGAAAUCAGGACAAAAAGAUUCCACCAGGAUCACCUCAGUUCUGGAUGCUGAGUAAGAACUUCGAGAUCCGCCGAGACGAGGGGUGUUUCGAUUUCUCCGGUCACGGUGACGUCGUCGUGAUGGGAUGUCACGGGCAGAAGGGAAACCAGAUGUGGCUUUAUCAGGCGGAUGGCCACAUCCUUCACACGACCACCAACAAAUGUCUCGAGCUGUCCGCCAACGGUCAACGCAUCUUCAUCAACAGCUGCGAGCCGACAAACCAGCGCCAAGUCUGGUUGUGGGCGCGCAACGAUCCCGACAAGGAGAAGAAACUUUUGGAGAAGCAGCCGUGAGAACCGCGACAGACGACAAAUGUCCCGCUCAAUCGGGAGAACAUUUGUUUAUGUUUUGAUCGGGGUUUUGUUUGACUGCCUUAAAGGGACAAUAUAGGCAGCAGCUAGGCAGGCAAGAUAAAGUUACACAACGUCGCCAAUAGGGGUCUCUCACAUCUCACAGUACGUCGAAAUGAUUCGCGCUUGUAUGAGGAAUAUAUUUAGUGCUGAAUCUGACAUGACCCAGGGCCAUCACUGUGUAUACUAGUCACCUAAAGAUGGCCAAAUUAGCCUCUCUGCUCCUGCCUAUAGUCCCCCUUUAAAGUUUGCCAGGAACGGAUGAAAAUUUCUUUGGGGCUGUGUUGAAAAGAUGCAAAGUGGAACAUCCCUCAGCAGACACCUCUGUUAGCUGGACACUGUCUGUUGAGGACAGUGGUUUUAGUCCAAGAUUUGUCGCUUCUAUACAAUUUGACCUCUGUAAUCAGGACACCUUGCCAUUAAGGACAGCAUUUGUUAAUCCAAAGGGUGUCCUCAGUUGAGAGGUGCUACUGUAUGGUUCUUUGGGACUUCGAAUUGGCUCCACGGUCUGCCGAAGUCAGAACAUGAUGUAUCCGGUCAGGCAUGCGCAUGAACGAAUGCUAAAUUCUGGUAUGCGCAUGCGUAACCGGAUACAAAAUCUAUUUGAAAAUUUUGUUCUGCUAAUCGUGGCUGAAUGUAUAGGCACCAUUUGGCAAGCUUGACCCUUUAGCCCUUCAAAUGCCCGUGGAAGCCCGCAGCGUUUUCCCCUCAAACGCCUGUGAUUUAGGUGACAUCUGACGUGAAAGUGCAGAAUCAAAACGUCGUUCUACUUGAGCCGAUGUUCGGAGCCGAACUUGUGCUCAGUCAUUGAGUUAUCUGUUGCUGAUGAGUGGUACUGCAAAUUUCAUGUUGAAAUUGCUCAUUUUUAGGCAUUUUUCUGGAGGAACAGAUGGAAAAAUCAUUGAAAUGCUGGAGUGCUAGAGGGUCAAACUUGUGCACACAGUAUAUUUUGUUUUCUGUGUAUGGGGAGGUCGGCGCCAACAGUGUUUUAUCAUUUGGUGUCCGAUCUUGUGAUAUAUCAUGUACCAGGACUUUUGGGACGGGUUUGUGCCACAACCUAACGCAGAAAUCUGGUAUGAGAAAUUUCUGAUAUGGUGCACAGUAGUAUUAAGUGUAAGUUUGAAAUGUAUUCAGUGAUAUUGUUGGGUCCACGUGGCAGUUUUAACCAGCAGACCUUUGGGACAAUCUGUAAAUCGGGACCAAUCUUUCCUCUGCGUUUGCAAAAGAUCUGUAAAAUAGCAAUUUAUCAUCAUCAAAUGUACAGGGUAAGUCCGUCGACUGGUUGGUGAAGUACUUAAAACCUACAUUGAGAAGGAAGAUUAAGGUUUAAAGUUCAAGUUUUGGGUUUGUGUUCCGAUAUCAACAAAGGUAGAUGUUUUCAUCCAAAAUUACACUUCAAACUUGGUCUAUCCUUAAACAUCUCAGUAGAGCUCCAGUCAAAUUCCUACUGGGUCUUUCUCGAAAAACCAAGGCAAACAAGAUGGCAGGCCGCUGAUGAAAUUGAUGGAACCAUUGACCAAUUCGAUAUGUUAUGAUUGAUGAGCUUUUUACGAUGCAUUUGAAAAUAUGUUGCACUUCCCUGCCAGAGCCCUUCAACUUGUCAAUGAUUUCAUGAGGUUACCAGUCAGCAAAUUUUUCAUUAGCAGAAAACUCCACUCCAAGAUUCCGUAUUGUUUUAAUGACUCCGUGCACUGUAUAUGAAAGAGUGUUAUGGCACGAAAUGCAUGUUCAGAGGGUAAACCCUUAUAGAAUUGACAUUUGCUUUGAAUAUCACCAUGGUAACUGGUAUGUAAGUAGACAUGGCUAGUACAACACAGUCAGCACUGUUGUCUCAAUUUCAGAAAAAUAGCAGACUGGUCACUUUGUGAAAUCAUCGACAAACUAUGUAUGUUAUAAAUAUCGGUUAUGGUUAAAGUUUUAUAGCUUGUUGACUUGUAUGAUAUGAGGGUUGGACGGUAUAGAGGCCUGCAUGACGUCAUCAAGACGUCCAUUUUGGACAUCAGUUCGUGUCCUUGCUUCUCUUCUUCUUCAGUGUUCGCUCUGCGCUUGGAGGUGAUUAUCUCCAGGGAGUAUUCCUCCUCCAAGGUGGGAUGAGCACUUAUGCGAGACACUACGGUUAUAGUCCGUGUCCUUGACCCUGCUGAUGUCGCAGACAAAGUGUGCCAUGUGGAUGACGUCAUGGCUGACCUCGCCACCAAGGUGCACCACGCGGGUCAUCAACGGAAUUGUAACGUCCAAAAGGGCGUCUUUUUUGUCGUGACAUCAUCCGCAAGGCCUCCAUAGCAGGGUCGGUGGCUGUAGACUUGGGAGGAUUGUCUCCAGACAAUGUUGGGCCGGCACUAGUGAUGAUUACCAAGUUUCAGUCUGAUGAACAUGUGGACAAUAGCAUGUUCCAUUCAGAAACCUGCUGGGACCUGAUUUUGCUUUGAUACCAACUGAGGUGCGGAAAGGCCUUACUGAGGUGCGGAAAGGCCCUUCUAUUGCUUGUACUAUCCCUGUUAUUCCAAGGUUACAACCUGUGUAUUCUUACUUCCAAAAGGUGAGGCAAUAUUGUAAUCUGUCUUUUAUGAAGAACAUUAUAAAAAGAGAAAAAACAUGUAAAUAAAAUGUAAUUUUAAUAACAAAAUAAAGAGAUACAAUG